AUGGAGGGUGAGCCAUCCUCUGGUGCCUCCAAGGCCAACCCGUCUGCUAACCCGAGCGAAACGCCGGUCCGCGUCAAGGCUGUUCAAAGCGCGUCUUACAUGGAAGGCAACCUCGAUGCAGCUCGCAAAGCUGUGAUGAAAGAUCUUGGGACGACCGCACCGGAGGUCGACGCUGACUUCUUCCAGACAUACCUCCUUCCUCGGCUUCCCGUAGGCGUUGACAUCAACCAGUUAGUCAACGAACUCCACAAAAAAGAUAUCAAAGGAAACCGUUGGGUGGCAUUCCAAAAGGAUCCAAAAAAUAUCCGCGGGAACGAGGACGCCUGCUUCAAUCCUCUCGAAACUGUGGCAGCAGCCAUCGCGAAGGUCGCAAGCACGAUGACACGCAAGAAACAGCUACUCCAAUUUGCCCAGAACCCAGACAAAGCGCCCGAGUCCAAGACGAGGACGUCGAAAAGUCGCCCGGAUGGAUGUUUCAUGCUCAAGUCACGGUAUAAGCGUAGCCUGCGAUGGAUGGACAUCGCGCUUUCCGCUGAAUACAAGAAAGAAGAGAACGUUAAAACUAAGGAUGAUCUGUGGCAGGAUGUUCGAAAGGUAAUCUGGAGCAUGCAUCACUGUAUGCGGGAGGAUGCGAGACGUCGGUUCACCUAUGGACUCACGAUUGAAAAUAGGACGAUGCGGAUGUGGUUCGGCAGCCGCACAGAGCUGCUUGUCAGUAAACCGAUUGAUUUCAUGUCGGAACAUCACAAGGUCGCUCAUUUCUUCGUCGCAAUGAUGUAUGCGGAUGAGCAUGAGGCGGGCUGGGAUCCCACAAUGCGAUACGUGCGCAAGAAGAACGGGAAGAACGACGAGCUUGAACUGGACAAAGAGGAUAAACCCCGGCUCGACAUCGAUGUCCGAGAUCAAGAUGGAACAGUCGUACGAUAUCGGACGAUAAGAUGGUUAUCAGACGAUGGCGCAAAUGAUCUGCGAAGCAGGGGUACGCGUGUCUGGGAGGUGUGCAUAUUCGACAAGAACAAGGAAGGUGUCGAUCGCUUCGCUCUCAAAGACCAGUACAUUGAUGCCGAUCGACAACGAGAAGGCAUGAUCAUUCACAAGCUCCGGAACACGAAAACAGAUGAUGCAACAAGAGACAUUAUCGACCAAUCGCUACUCACUGUGGAACAUCACGGAGAUGUCUACGUAGAGGGUAUGCUCGAUCAUACCCGCAGUCUCAUGACGCGCAACGGUGUACCGCCCAUCCAUAUCGGUUUCAAACUCCAGCAGAUUCCGGAGGAUGGGGUUAUAGAGACCCCAGCCCAGUCGAGCAAACAAGCAGGCGUGGGCCACUACCAGACUUCAGCAGAGCUGAGGACGGCCUCCGCACAGAAGAUCUAUACAUACCAUGCAAAGGUCCAUUACCGUAUCGUGUUCAAAGAGGUAUGCAAGCCGCUUCGUGAAUACACCUCGCUUAAGGACGUCUUCGAUAUUCUGAUAAGUGGUUUACUUGGGCUGGCCGCUUUGCAUGAGCUUGGAUGGGUACAUCGUGACAUCAGCACAAGCAACCUUCUUGGCAUCACGGUGGAUGGAGUGGUGCGUUGCAAGCUGUCAGAUCUCGAAUAUGCAAAGUUGAUGGAUGAUCUUUUGGGUCACGAAAUACGAACCGGCACUAGAUCCUUCAUGGCAGUCGAAGUCUACGAUUUGGACUACUGGUUUACCUCGUCAAAACAGCAAAUGGCACAUGCCGGACGCCGCAAGCGACCUCCGAAACCAGCUGCUUCACGCCUUGCUAGGGUCACUUCCGUGAAGGGUGGAAAACGAGAAAAUAUCGUCAAGCCGGUCAGUCAUCGUAUCCCCACAACGCCCUUCCGGUACAAUCCACUCCAUGACCUGGAAUCCAUUUGGUGGGUGGCGAUAUAUUUUGUCUUCAACAAAUCGGUGGUCAAGGUUGGUGGCAAACCCCCAUCCAUGGAUACGUCGCAGCGUGGAAGCUACGACGCUCAGAAAAAAUACGCUGAGUUGUUGACCACGUCGUCGCGCGGCAGACUAAAAGCUUUAGCGCAUGAGACUGCCCUGGCGAAGAAAAUCACCCACUUACACGCUGCCGUGCGGAAGAUUGCUGGUGGGCUUAUCGAGAUCAAGGAGGAACUGGUCAAUUGUUAUUUAGAGGCUGAACAGCAGCUUGACUCAAUCCAUCACACAGUCGGACAGGACCUUCUCGACAAUGUCUUCAUAACAUGGUUCGCGGAUUUUCUCGGCGAUCUGCAGGAAGAGGACAUUGAGAUCGACAUCCUGCGCAAGGAUCCACGACAAGAGUUCGAGAAUCCAUUCGAGAUUGCCCAAGAUGAAUCUGAUCAGGGAUCUGUCGCCGAAGAUCCAGCUCGAGUGGCCAGUAACGGAACCACGGCCGCACAGGCGACUGCCAAGGGUGGUGCACAAGACGUAGUUGUCGAAGACCCUGACGCUGGACGAUCCGUUGACAAAGCUACCGGUUCAUCUGUCCCUCACAUCUCGACAGAGCCCCUUGUCGAAGGACGCUCUACUCGUCCGCAGCGCAAGCGUGCUCCUCCCGUCCGAUAUGGGUCAGAGUCCAAUGUGCAGAAGGGCACGACGCGCAAGACCGCGUCAUCGUCAUCAACUCUGACUACCACAACACAAGCUGCGACGGGCCAAUCAACCUCACGGACUACGUCGAACACUAAGGCAGCGACGAAGUCAAGCACGAAGGCAAAGACGGCGGCGAAGACGAAGACGAAGUAG
Molecule: messenger RNA, 2739 nt
Organism: Postia placenta MAD-698-R-SB12
Lineage: Eukaryota; Fungi; Basidiomycota; Agaricomycetes; Polyporales; Adustoporiaceae
Exons: 6
Coding region: 1-2739 (912 amino acids)
Source: RefSeq, a predicted model, not a curated record